Odocoileus virginianus texanus is the source of this 2211-nucleotide messenger RNA. The record is from RefSeq and is a predicted model, not a curated record. Lineage: Eukaryota; Metazoa; Chordata; Mammalia; Artiodactyla; Cervidae.
GGAGUCAGUUUAAGGCAGUCAAGCUUCUAGGAAAGUAUGGGAUAUUCACCUUGAAACUGUGAAAUGAAGUUUGUUAAACCGGGAAGGUACCUCUCUGCCAGUGUUAGACCCGCCCUUUGGCUAGAGAACGGCCUCAGUACAUGCUCGGUUUGUGUUCGUUUAACCAGGAGUUUGUACUUGAUCCUUGAUACCCGUGACUGUGACUAACCCUGGAAAGAAGUGAUCUGUCUGCUAAUUACGCUCCAAACGGGCCACAGGAGAGGAAGGCAGGCAGUUUCCACAAGUCAGAGUGUCUUUCGUCAGCCGUGUUAUGUCAUCUUAGGUUUUUAAGCUCUCCUAUAUUCAAAAAACAGGAUCAACUCUUUUUGAAUCGCGAACCAUUUAAUCUGUAGUCUUGAGAAUUUCAAGUUGUAUUCCAGGUGGAAACUUCAUUGAGGUUAGAGAAAUACUUUAAUGACUCCUGAGAAGUUUGAAAGAUAUUAGAAAUGGCCACUCCCCAAUCAGUUUUCAUCUUUGCAAUCUGCAUUCUAAUGAUAACUGAAUUAAUUUUGGCUUCCAGAAGUUACUAUGAUAUCUUAGGUGUGCCAAAGUCUGCCUCAGAGCGCCAAAUCAAGAAGGCCUUUCACAAGUUGGCCAUGAAAUACCAUCCUGAUAAAAAUAAAAGCCCUGAUGCUGAAGCAAAAUUCAGAGAGAUUGCAGAAGCAUAUGAAACUCUCUCAGAUGCUAAUAGGCGAAAAGAAUAUGAUACACUUGGACAUAAUGCUUUUACUAAUGGUAAAGGACAGAGAGCUAGUGGAAGUCCUUUUGAGCACUCAUUUAACUUCAAUUUUGAUGACUUAUUUAAGGACUUUGAUUUUUUUGGUCAAAACCAAAAUACUCGGUCGAAGAAGCAUUUUGAAAAUCACUUUCAGACACGCCAGGAUGGUUCCAGUAGACAAAGGCACCAUUUCCAGGAGUUUUCUUUUGGAGGUGGUUUGUUUGAUGACAUGUUUGAAGAUAUGGAGAAAAUGUUUUCUUUUAGUGGUUUUGACACCACCAACAAUCGACAUACAGUACAGACUGAAAAUAGAUUCCAUGGAUCUAGCAAGCACUGUAGGACUGUCACUCAACGAAGAGGAAAUAUGGUUACUACAUACACUGACUGUUCAGGACAGUAGUUGGUUCUUUUUCUGUUCUCAUUAAACCCGAUUAGUUGACUCCUCUUCAGUAUCUUUGAUGCAGAAAGAAUUUUUUUGUGAACUAUUUUGACAAGUGCAUGAUUUCACUUAAUAUAGAUAUUAAAUAUAUUUAAAUUGUUUUUGAUAAUUCAGCAACAUUUAAUUAGGAGACCAAUAGCUAAUUACUUUCCCUGAUUAGACAAGGUUCUUUAAAAAAAGAUAUUAUAAUUCUGCCUGGUCUUUUUUUAUCUACUUGUCCUUGGGCUUAUUAACAUGACCAGUUUCAUUACCAAGGAAAGAAUUGAGUUUGCCUGAUGAAUAUUUAAAGGUUAAACUUUAAAAGUUAUUCUAGAUUUAAAUUGUGUGAACAUGGAUGAUUUUUUUGGAGUGAAACCUUUGCUAAAUUAAAAUUGCAUGCUCUGUAGCAUCUCUGACUUAGGUUGCAAAAUGUAUGUGAAACUGUAUAAUUCAGUUGUUCAGCAAAGGAUGACAAAGCACUAUCUUGUUCAAUUUCCACUGAAUGCUUGAGAAAAGUAUGGUUUAAUAUUUACCACAAAACCAUGCAGAAGAAUUGGAGUAAAGGAAAUGAUUGUGUUGCUCAGUCUUUAAGACCAAAAGAAGGUUGAAAACUUAAGAAAUAUUGCCAAGAGAUUGUUACCUGUUUGAUCCCUGCCUAAUGAUUUUGUAGUGUUGAAGUCAUAGCUGUUUUACACUUCUUUUCACAUUUCUUUCUUAGUUGUUGGCCCUCUAGGUCUUAGUGUGGAUUUAUGUGUUUUUUUGUGUGUGUGGUUUUUCUUCUUUGCACUCAUCUUUAGAGAUUGACUAAUACCUCAUUCUGUUUAUAAAAACAGCCAGUAAUUUCUGUGCAACCUUAUUAUGUGCAAUAUUUUUAAAUCCUAAGAAAUGUGUGCUUUUGUUUUCAGAUGGACUUAUUUCUUCUGCACUUGUUCCAUGUUGUACUCCAUAUGAGUACUAACCCUAUGGAUACAUAUUAAAACUAGUAAAUAUCUCAUACAGCUUUGUGAGUGAGAGAAAUAUAAUAUUUACAAUAUGA